Pongo pygmaeus (Bornean orangutan) is the source of this 3863-nucleotide messenger RNA. RefSeq names its product potassium voltage-gated channel subfamily H member 6 (gene KCNH6). Gene Ontology annotation, biological process: membrane repolarization during cardiac muscle cell action potential; regulation of ventricular cardiac muscle cell membrane repolarization; potassium ion transmembrane transport. The record is from RefSeq and is a predicted model, not a curated record. Gene Ontology annotation, molecular function: inward rectifier potassium channel activity. The coding region runs from base 57 to 3041 and encodes 994 amino acids. The transcript is spliced from 14 exons. NCBI's taxonomy places the organism in Eukaryota, Metazoa, Chordata, Mammalia, Primates, Hominidae. Gene Ontology annotation, cellular component: plasma membrane.
GGAGACGCCGGGAGCCGGGGGCGCCUGUGGCUCCGGGCAGGGGCCGCGGCCGAAAGAUGCCGGUCCGCAGGGGCCACGUCGCUCCCCAAAACACUUACCUGGACACCAUCAUCCGCAAGUUCGAGGGCCAAAGUCGGAAGUUCCUGAUUGCCAAUGCUCAGAUGGAGAACUGCGCCAUUAUUUACUGCAACGACGGCUUCUGUGAACUCUUCGGCUACUCCCGAGUGGAGGUGAUGCAGCAACCCUGCACCUGCGACUUCCUCACAGGCCCCAACACACCGAGCAGCGCCGUGUCCCGCCUAGCGCAGGCCCUGCUGGGGGCUGAGGAGUGCAAGGUGGACAUCCUCUACUACCGCAAGGAUGCCUCCAGCUUCCGCUGCCUGGUAGAUGUGGUGCCCGUGAAGAACGAGGACGGGGCUGUCAUCAUGUUCAUCCUCAACUUCGAGGACCUGGCCAAGCUCCUGGCUAAGCGCAGCAGCUGCAGCUUGUCCCAGCGCCUGUUGUCCCAGAGUUUCCUGGGCUCCGAGGGCUCUCAUGGCAGGCCAGGCGGACCAGGGCCAGGCACAGGCAGGGGCAAGUACAGGACCAUCAGCCAGAUCCCGCAGUUCACGCUCAACUUCGUGGAGUUCAACUUGGAGAAGCACCGCUCCAGCUCCACCACGGAGAUUGAGAUCAUCGCGCCCCAUAAGGUGGUGGAGCGGACACAGAACGUCACUGAGAAGGUCACCCAGGUCCUGUCCCUAGGCGCGGAUGUGCUGCCCGAGUACAAGCUGCAGGCGCCGCGCAUCCACCGCUGGACCAUCCUGCACUACAGCCCUUUCAAGGCCGUGUGGGACUGGCUCAUCCUGCUGCUGGUCAUCUACACGGCCGUCUUUACGCCCUACUCAGCCGCCUUCCUGCUCAGCGACCAGGACGAAUCACGGCGUGGGGCCUGCAGCUAUACCUGCAGUCCCCUCACCGUGGUGGAUCUCAUCGUGGACAUCAUGUUCGUCGUGGACAUCGCCAUCAACUUCCGCACCACCUAUGUCAACACCAAUGAUGAGGUGGUCAGCCACCCCCGCCGCAUUGCCGUCCACUACUUCAAGGGCUGGUUCCUCAUUGACAUGGUGGCCGCCAUCCCUUUUGACCUCCUGAUCUUCCGCACCGGCUCCGAUGAGACCACAACCCUGAUUGGGCUAUUGAAGACAGCGCGGCUGCUGCGGCUGGUGCGGGUAGCACGGAAGCUGGACCGCUACUCGGAGUACGGGGCGGCUGUGCUCUUCUUGCUCAUGUGCACCUUCGCGCUCAUAGCGCACUGGCUGGCCUGCAUCUGGUACGCCAUCGGCAAUGUGGAGCGGCCCUACCUGGAACACAAGAUCGGCUGGCUGGACAGCCUGGGUGUGCAGCUUGGCAAGCGCUACAACGGCAGCGACCCAGCCUCAGGCCCCUCGGUGCAGGACAAGUAUGUCACAGCCCUCUACUUCACCUUCAGCAGCCUCACCAGCGUGGGCUUCGGCAAUGUCUCACCCAACACCAACUCCGAGAAGGUCUUCUCCAUCUGCGUCAUGCUCAUCGGCUCCCUGAUGUACGCCAGCAUCUUCGGGAAUGUGUCUGCGAUCAUCCAGCGCCUGUACUCGGGCACCGCGCGCUAUCACACGCAGAUGCUGCGUGUCAAGGAGUUCAUCCGCUUCCACCAGAUCCCCAACCCGCUGCGCCAGCGCCUGGAGGAGUAUUUCCAGCACGCCUGGUCCUACACCAAUGGCAUUGACAUGAACGCGGUGCUGAAGGGCUUCCCCGAGUGCCUGCAGGCUGACAUCUGCCUGCACCUGCACCGCGCGCUGCUGCAGCACUGCCCAGCUUUCAGCGGCGCCAGCAAGGGCUGCCUGCGCGCGCUAGCCGUCAAGUUCAAGACCACGCACGCGCCGCCUGGGGACACCCUGGUGCACCUCGGCGACGUGCUCUCCACACUCUACUUCAUCUCCCGAGGCUCCAUCGAGAUCCUGCGCGACGACGUGGUCGUAGCCAUCCUAGGGAAGAAUGACAUCUUUGGGGAACCCGUCAGCCUCCAUGCCCGGCCAGGCAAGUCCAGUGCAGACGUGCGGGCUCUGACCUACUGCGACCUGCACAAGAUCCAGCGGGCAGACCUGCUGGAGGUGCUGGACAUGUACCCGGCCUUUGCGGACAGCUUCUGGAGUAAGCUGGAGGUCACCUUCAACCUGCGGGACGCAGCUGGGGGUCUCCACUUAUCCCCCCAACAGGCUCCUGGCAGCCAAGACCACCAAGGUUUCUUUCUCAGUGACAACCAGUCAGGGUCUCCCCAUGAGCUGGGGCCCCAGUUCCCCUCUAAGGACUACAGCCUCCUGGGUCCUGGGAGCCAGAACUCCAUGGGGGCAGGACCUUGUGCUCCAGGGCACCCAGAUGCAGCCCCUCCCCUGAGCAUCUCAGAUGCAUCUGGCCUCUGGCCUGAGCUACUGCAGCAAAUGCCCCCAAGGCACAGCCCCCAAAGCCCUCAGGGAGACCCAGAUUGCUGGCCUCUGAAGCUGGGCUCCAGGCUAGAGCAGCUCCAGGCCCAGAUGAACAGGCUGGAGUCCCGCAUGUCCUCAGACCUCAGCCGCAUCUUGCAGCUCCUCCAGCAGCCCAUGCCCCAGGGCCACGCCAGCUACAUUCUGGAGGCCCCUGCCUCCAAUGACCUGGCCUUGUUUCCUAUAGCCUCAGAGACGACAAGUCCAGGGCCCAGGCUGCCCCAGGGCUUUCUGCCUCCUGCACAGACCCCAAGCUAUGGAGACUUGGACGACUGUAAUCCAAAGCACAAGAACUCCUCCCCCAGGAUGCCUCACCUGGCUGUGGCAACGGACAAAACUCUGGCACCAUCCUCAGAACAGGAACAGCCUGAGGGGCUCUGGUCACCCCUGGCCUCACCUCUACAUCCCCUGGAAGUACAAGGACUCACCUGUGGUCCCCGCUUCUCCUCCCUCCCUGAACACCUUGGCUCUGUUCCCAAGCAGCUGGACUUCCAGAGACACGGCUCAGACCCUGGAUUUGCAGGGAGUUGGGGCCACUGAACUCCAAGAUAAAGACACCAUGAGGGGACUGAAGGUGGGCAAGGUGAGAGUUAAGGAUCUUGGGGAGGUGGCCGGGUGCGGUGGCUCGCCUGUAAUCCCAGCACUUUGGGAGGCCGAGGCGGGCAGAUCAGACCAUCCUGGCUAACACGGUGAAACCCCACCUCUACUAAAAAUAAAAAAUAAAAAAAAUAGCUGGGCGUGGUGGCGGGCACCUGUAAUCCCAGCUACUGGGGAGGCUGAGGCAGGAGAAUGGCAUGAACCCGGGAGGUGGAGGUUGCAGGGAGCCGAGACCGCGCCACUGCACUCCAGCCUGGGUGACAGAGCGAGACUCCAUCUCAAAAAAAAAAAAAAGAUCUUGGAGAGGCAGACAGCCUCCCAGAUGGGCCUCUCCUAAAGUAGCUAUAAACUGCUGAUCCAGGUGACUCAGGAUGGCAUGGGUAAAGAAGCUCCUGACUUUUCCCAGCCUCCUCCAGGGCUCCAUUUAAACAGCAAGCCUGGUGGAGGGUGGGAGAGUCUCAGGUGUGGAGGCAGCUUACAGGAUGGAGGGGGCAGUGAAGAAAGAGGUUUCUGAUCUACAUGAGUACCUUGCUCUGAGCCUCCCAGCUCAGAACCCUCCAGCACCUCAUGGCCCAGCACCAAGGGCCCGGGGUUGGUCAGAACUCUUACCAUGAGCCUCCGACCUGGCUGGAGAUGGAGGUGUGUUCUGUGGCAGACAUGUCAGGACAGAUCUCCAGCCCUUUGCUCCUGAUGGUUCUGUGACAUUGAGUCUCUUGAGGGCAGUGGAGUGUCACGCAGCUAAUAAAGUACACACUUCAUGUUGGA